GCUAGGGAUAAGGUUCCGAGCGGCCUCAGCCAUGGCGGAGAUUGAGAUGGAGAUGGAGCCGAUGCUUUCUGGGGGCUCUCGAUCUGCACGCGGAUGCUGGGCGUUCCUGGCGCUGCCUCUCGCGGGCUUGGCCCUCGCGACACGGUAUGGGGUGCCUGGGUUUUUCUUCCCGGAAGCGUUGCUGGAAGAGUACUACACGGCUGGGUACAAGGAAGGCGUGAACUACCGCAUCUGCAACUUAGAGGUGAAACAAUGCCUCGCUGCUGACGUGUUCCCGGCUGGUUGCUGGCGCUUGAGCCCAAUGGGGCGGAGAGGGCUCGUUUUUGGUGACGGCGAUAGCAAAGGCAAAAGACAGCGCAGCGCUGGAGUUGCGGGAGCUGGCCGAAAGCAGCAACUUUCUCAUCGGCGGGGCAAGGACCUCGCUGAUUCUGGGCCAAGCAGCCAAAGGGCUUUGCGUAGAGGCGGAAGAAAGCUCUUUGCAGCUGGGGCGCUGCAAGAAGCAGACGUUUGAGGUGCCGAUGGUGCGAACCAUGGGGCAGAUCAAGUCUGAGGGACAGCCAGAGCUCUGCUUGCAGGCCACCAAAGGUCACCCCGUCCAGAUGGGGCCGUGCGGUGCUAUGGGCACCUCCUGGAUAGUGGGCGAGAUGGCCCCGAGCUACUUGGAGGGGGCACGCUACAAGAUUUGCAACACCCAGCUGGAGAAAUGCAUUGGGGACUGUCCAAGUGGAGAGAAGGCCUGCGCCAGCGCGGGCAGCGGCGCCUUCUUGGUGGACGAAGCGGCGGCCCCGCACUUUGUCAUCAAGACGGUCAGGACCAAUUUGGACGUGACCACCCUGGCAUUGGAAGCUGACCGCGACCUGUGCUUGCAGGUGCAGGGCUUCGGCACCUGCGACGGCGCUUGUGCACUUCAGGGGAGCUCACCCCUGAAGUUUGAGAAGUGCCAGGAGACGCGGCAGAACUUUCACCUGCCCUUCCCACCUGAGUCCUAUGGCCGCCUCAGGUGGGCUCUCUACGAGGACCGGUGCAUCGAGGCCUUGCAAAGCAAGGUGCAGGUGUCUCCCUGCGAUGCCCGGAAGCUGGUCUUUUGGCGGCUCGUGCCUGCGUGAGGCGGAAA
Molecule: messenger RNA, 1114 nt
Organism: Effrenium voratum
Lineage: Eukaryota; Dinophyceae; Suessiales; Symbiodiniaceae
Source: the annotation of a GenBank genome assembly